Molecule: messenger RNA, 1266 nt
Organism: Fusarium sp. VM40
Lineage: Eukaryota; Fungi; Ascomycota; Sordariomycetes; Hypocreales; Nectriaceae
Source: the annotation of a GenBank genome assembly
AUGUCGACACAAGCAGCUCCCUUCUACCAGCUCCGUUGCGGCUGCAACCAAUACCCCUGGGGCAAGCAAGGCUCCGACUCUCUAUCCGCACGACUCUGCGAGAAGACACCAGGAUGGGCUGGAGACGACAAGAAGAAUUUCAAGAUCGAGGAGGAUAAGCCCUACGCUGAGAUGUGGAUGGGCACCUACCCCGUCUUACCAUCCUACGUUGCCAGCACUGGUGAAGACCUCCAAGACGUUUUGGACCGAUACCCAAAGGAGCUUCUUGGAGAGAAGGUAACCUCAAAGUUUGGCCACAGCAAGCUCCCAUAUCUUCCCAAGGUUCUAUCUAUUGCGAAAGCAUUGCCGCUACAGGUUCACCCUAACAAGGAGUUCUCAAGCAAGAAGCACAAGGAGGACCCCGACUCAUUCACCGACGGCAACCACAAGCCGGAAAUUGCUCUCGCGUUGUCUGAGUUUGAGGCUUUCUGUGGCUUCAAGCCCGUUGAGGCCAUCGUCGAUGUUCUGCGCCAGAAGCCGUUGAGACAUUUCCUUGUUGCUGGAGGCGCAACUGUUGCAGAUGAGAAGCUCAGCCAAGAAGGAUUGAAGGCAGUUGUUCGAAAGAUUCUGACAUCUUCCGAUGAAGAGAUCAAGAAGGCCUUCCAAUCAAUCCGGGAACUACCUGACUCUGCCUUUACUGGUCUCAACUCCGCCAUCCCUCAGGUUGCCAAGAAGCUCGAGGACCAGUUCCCCACAAACGACCCCGGCAAUCUGGUUGGUCUCCUGUGCAUGAAUUACAUGCUGCUCCAGCCCGGCGAGGUUAUCUACAUCCCCGCUGGCGGCAUCCACGCAUACAUCCAGGGCGAUAUUAUCGAAUGCAUGGCGCGCUCCGACAACGUCCUCAACACCGGAUUCUGUCCCAAGGCAGAGCGAGACAACGUUGACGAAUUCUGCUCAGUGCUCACCUGGGAACCCACAACAAAGUCGCAGACGACCCUGAAGCCAAAGACUUACCCCGGAGGCAAAGAGGGCAAGACUCAGCUCUUCCAACCUCCUACCAGCGAAUUCAACGUGCUUGCUACCGAUCUGGAGUCCAGCGAGCGCGAGGUUUUGAGUGAGGGUGGGCCGAAGAUUAUUCUCGCUACACGAGGCAGUGCGACUGUCAAGGCGAAUGAUCAGUCGUUCGAGUUGGCAGAGGGACAUGUCUACUUCAUUGCUCAAGGAGUGGAGUUGGAUAUCACUGCUGGAAAUGAGGGUCUACUACUACAUACCGCGGUUGCGGAGUAA